Aspergillus chevalieri is the source of this 669-nucleotide messenger RNA. Its product is annotated as putative C6 transcription factor. The transcript is spliced from 2 exons. The record is from RefSeq and is a predicted model, not a curated record. Lineage: Eukaryota; Fungi; Ascomycota; Eurotiomycetes; Eurotiales; Aspergillaceae. Bases 1 to 669 code for a protein of 222 amino acids.
AUGAGCGAGACCGGCGAAAUUGACGAGCUCAUGUUCCAGGCCCAUUUGCUGAUUCACGUAUCAACUAUCGGUGUCCACCGUCCGUUAUCCGCCCUCAAAUUUAACGCUGUCGAGAAUGUAUCAAGCUGCGCCCGUGAGCCACCCCUUGACACACCCACACCAGAUCUAGUUAACGUACACACCCUCCGAGUGUUACGGGCCAUAGAAGCCCAAAUCCGCCUCUUAGCCUUACCAGUUCGACAAUUUCACCACACGCCCUUCACUACCUGCAUGGUGAGCGAAGGGAUGCUAGCGCUGCUCUCAGCGUGCAGUGCCAUCCUCAAAGAGAGGGAUCUAGCCACCGCAAGAGAUCAGAUUCGGAUGACGCUCGGAUGUCUCAAGGUGCUGGGGGAAGUGUGGCCAAGAACAGCGAGAAAUGUGCGUGAGAUACAGACGAUUGCUCAAUGUGUGCUGGGGCUUGGGUGUGUAGCAACUGGUGGCAGUACUCCUAAACCUAGUGAACACCCGUCUUUGGGUGGAGAAGGAGCAUGUCUCGACUUCAGUACCAGCGGGUUACCGGGAAGCAACAUUGAUAUGAUUGCGUCCAUUGGGUCCAUCGAGGAUCUGUGUGGUUGGUAUAAUCCUGGAAAUCUGGAUGAUAUUCCGUGGGGGGUGAGCGAUGGAUUAUAA